UCAGCAGUUCGACAGCAUCUUUGGCAAUGUCCAUGGUACCAGUGGCAGCAACCAUGUCUGCAAGUCUCCUCAGCAGGUGGACAGCAUCUUUGGCAAUGUCCAUGGUACCAGCGGCAGCAACCAUGUCUGCAACGAUGUUCAGGGGUCUCCUCAGCAGGUGGACAGCAUCUUUGGCAAUGUCCAUGGUACCAGCGGCAGCAACCAUGUCUGCAACGAUCUGCGGUUACGGUAUCCUCAUCUCCAGAUGUGACUUCAGGGGUCUCCUCGGCAGUUCGACAGCAUCUUUGGCAGUGUCCAUGGUACCAGUGGCAGCAACCAUGUCUGCAACGAUCUUCGCUUUUGCUAUCCUGAUGAACCUCGCCUGAACUGGCAUCGUGGACACCAGUGGUUUUCACGCUCUUCUGAU
Messenger RNA from Coffea arabica (coffee), 406 nucleotides. The record is from RefSeq and is a predicted model, not a curated record. NCBI's taxonomy places the organism in Eukaryota, Viridiplantae, Streptophyta, Magnoliopsida, Gentianales, Rubiaceae.